Hypoxylon fragiforme is the source of this 1390-nucleotide messenger RNA. Its product is annotated as enoyl-CoA hydratase/isomerase. Lineage: Eukaryota; Fungi; Ascomycota; Sordariomycetes; Xylariales; Hypoxylaceae. Gene Ontology annotation, biological process: fatty acid beta-oxidation. Gene Ontology annotation, molecular function: enoyl-CoA hydratase activity. Gene Ontology annotation, cellular component: mitochondrion. The record is from RefSeq and is a predicted model, not a curated record. The coding region runs from base 537 to 1367 and encodes 276 amino acids. The transcript has a single exon.
CCCGUAAAUGCCACGAGGUGGGCCCUGAAGCCCCCCUGUUGGCAACUCACGAACUUCCGUAUCCGCACAAGCGACCCCUACCCCAACUAACAACCAGGAUCCAGGGUCGUUUAAUUUAAAGUAGCACUCGGCAUCCUACGUAGUGGGUGGCAGGCAACGUACAUACACUCGAUAUAGUACUAUCUCACCGCAGCGCAGCUUUGCAAAGAUACUGAGAGGAAGAGCUUCCUUUAGAAUGCCGCGUGUUUUCUUUUUUUUUUUUUUUUUGGCGAAUAGGAAUAUAGGAACCAAAGGAAGCGCGUUCGCGUCAGCCAAAAUACUAUCAUCAUAUGCCAAAGUACCAAGAACCCGAGAAUUGGCUGGGGUUUAAGCAAUAACCUCUAAAAGAGAGGCUCUAAACAAGUCACGAUAUUACAACAUCAUAUUGGAUCUAACUUACCGUCUUCCCGGAGAACAUCACAACUCGGGACAUACAACUUAGACUCACCUAAAUCAAAAAAUACGAAAAAAAAAAAAAAAAAAACACCAUCUUCACAAUGGCGCCUACAGAAACACCCCCUCCGCCAACACCUACCUUCCUCAAGCUCUCCUAUCCCGCGCCCCGCGUGCUGCUAAUACGCAUGGACCGCCCCUCCGCGCUCAACGCCAUGUCCACGGCCGCGCAAUGGGAGAUGGACGCGGUGUGGAAAUGGUUCGACGAAGAGGCGCUCCUCAGCGUGGCCGUGAUCACGGGGACGGGGCGGGCCUUCUCCGCCGGCGCCGACCUCAAGGAGUGGAACUCCUCGAUGUCGUCGGACGCGGACCCGGGGAGCAGGAUGGGCAACGCGCCGGCGUUCACGCCGCUGAGCCGGCGGCGGGGGAAGAAGCCGGUGAUCGCGGCGGUCAACGGGCUCGCGAUGGGCGGCGGCUGCGAGUUCGUCGUCAACUGCGACCUCGUCGUCGCCGCGGCGGACGCGCGCUUCGCCCUCCCGGAGGUCCGGCGCGGGAUCGCGGCCAUCGGCGGCGCGCUGCCGCGGCUCAUCCGCACCGUCGGCUUGCAGCGCGCCUCGGAGUUCGCGCUCACGGGGCGCGACGCCACGGCGCAGGAGAUGGAGAUGUGGGGGGUUGUGAACAAGGUGGUUCCGCGGGAGAGGGUGGUGCAGGAGGCGGUCAGGUAUGCGGAGAUGAUCGCGAGGAACAGCCCCGAUGCGAUCGUGUGCACGCGCGCGGGCCUGCGCCAGGGGUGGGAGGUGGCGAGUGUGGAGGGCGCCGUCGAGUGCACGCUUGAGAGGGAGUGGGCGGAGCUGCAGAGGGGGGAGAAUAUGCUGGAGGGGCUCAAGGCGUUUGCGGAGAAGAGGGAGCCGAGGUGGAAGGGGAGUAGGUUGUAGAUUGUGAGUGAUAGUUACCUACC